GGAGAGAGGGGCAGUCUGUCACUCUACACCUGGACUAACUGGACUACAGGCUGAUAAGAUAUUUUGGUUCUUUGGUCCAGUCAUUCCAAACACCUCAAUAGUUGAGAGUCAGCUCAUCAGAGGAGAGAACAUCACAGAAUUCAAAGGAAGAUUCCGAGAGAAACUGCAGCUGGACAGAGAAACUGGAUCUCUCACCAUCAGAAAUCUCACCCUCAACAACUCUGGAGUUUAUCAGCUAGACAUUUUCAAUACACACAAAACAUCUCAGAGAUUCUAUCUAACUGUCUAUGCUCCAGUACCACUUCCUCAAGUCAAAAAAAUCCCUGAAGGUGAUUUUCUGGACAGUUCAUCAGAGAAGGGGAGCUGUUCAGUGGUGUGUUCUGUGGAGAACCGGAGAGACAUGACCCUGUCCUGGUACAGAGGAGAGAAGAGACUCAACCAGACCAGCAGCCCUGACCUCUCCACCAACCUGUCUCUCCCUCUGGAGAUAAAGCUACAGGACAACAAUAUCUACAGCUGUGUGGCUGCCAACCCAGUCAGCAACCAGACAACCAAACUCAACAUUGAAACACUCUGCCUUCAGUUUGUAGAGUCUGAUCCUAAUCUAAUCACAAUCGUUGUGAUAGUCCUUGGAAUAGGCCUAAUGUUAUUUAUCGUAAUAUGCUGCAUCUGGAAAAGGAAAUAUAUUAAAGGGUGCUGUGUAUCCACCUCAGGGAGUCCAGAAGAGGAGGACUCUGUGGUGUAGCCUACUCUGUCAGACCCUGGAUUUUUAUUUAUUUAUUUUCAUUUUACCUUUAUUUAACUAGGCAAGUCAGUUAAGAACAAAUUCUUAUUUUCAAUGACGGCCGAGGAACAGUGGGUUAACUGCCUGUUCAGGGGCAGAACGACAGAUUUGUACCUUGUCAGCUCGGAGAUUUGAACUUGCAACCUUUCGGUUACAAGUCCAACGCUCAAUUUCAUCUUCUUCCCCAUUGAAGAAAAAGAACCCAUUAGACUGUGUCCCUGCCACUGUAAAAACAGAAUGUACAUUUUGACAUGAACAAAGGAUGUGUUUUAUGCAGCAAAUAAUCACUCCUCUACACUGUACCAACUUCUGUCUGCAAUUGUAUUACUAAAGGAGUAUUUUAAUACUUAAACAAAGAGUCUGUGUUUCCUUUCCAUUACUAAUGUAUGUUUGAUAAUUAUAUAGACCUGAUCAUUUGUUGA
Molecule: messenger RNA, 1206 nt
Organism: Oncorhynchus tshawytscha (Chinook salmon)
Lineage: Eukaryota; Metazoa; Chordata; Actinopteri; Salmoniformes; Salmonidae
Product: hepatocyte cell adhesion molecule-like
Exons: 4
Source: RefSeq, a predicted model, not a curated record